AUGCCCGGUCCGACCUCGCUCGUCAAGAAUAUCAUGUCCAAACCAAAGGGUAAGGUGGUCGAAGGUGUCUUUGCGAUAAACAAGCCCGCUGCCAUCUCCUCCGCCCAGACAAUCCGCAACCUGCAGCAUCGUUUUAACCCUUCCGCCCUCUUUGCCCCUUGGCUUGCUGCUGAGCGCUCCAAUCGCGAAAUCGAGGAGCGCACUCACCGCAAUCGCCGGAAGGAUAAACGAGUUCAAGUCAAGAUUGGCCAUGGCGGCACUCUCGACCCUAUGGCCACCGGCGUGCUCAUCAUGGGUGUAGGUAAGGGUACGAAGCGGCUACAAGGAUUCCUCGAAUGUACCAAGACUUAUGAGGCUACGAUACUCUUUGGGGCGGCUACAGACACAUACGAUACCCUAGGUAAGGUUCUUCGGAGGGCAGAGUAUGGCCACGUAAGCAGAGAAAAUGUGGAGAAGGCGUUGGGCAAGUUCAGGGGAAAGAUCAUGCAGAGACCGCCCAUUUAUUCGGCGUUGAGAGUGCAAGGGAAGAGACUCUAUGAGUAUGCCAGAGAAGGCAAAGAGGUUCCGAAAGAAAUCGAAGGGCGGCCGGUAGAAGUGAAGGAACUCGAGAUCGUGAACUGGAUGGAGGGAGGGAGCCACAACCACGGUCUUCCCAAAGAAGACGCGGAGGAUGAGGCAAAGGAUCUUGCCGAGAAGGUAUUGCAUCUCGGAGAGGCUGUUGCGACGUCUGAAAACGCUAGUGAAGUUCAGUUCAUGAACGGAACUGCAGGCACAGGGACCAAGAGGAAGCGUUCACUGGAUGACGGUGAUAGCGUGGUACCCAAUAAAAACCCGGAGCUAGGACCUGAAGGGGAGUCUCAAUGGCUCAUGUCAGGAGGCCUCCAAAACCCUGACCAUAGCACAAAGCAGAUCGAUACUCAUGCACAACAGAGCUCGCCACCACCAAUAGAAGGCCCACCAGCAGUCAAAUUGCGCAUGACAGUGACAUCGGGGUUUUACGUUCGUUCACUCAGUCAUGACCUCGGUGAAGUGGUGGGCUCACUAGCUUGCAUGUGCGAACUAGUGCGUACCAGGCAGGGCGACUUCGAGCUAGGCAAGAACGUGCUAGAAUAUGAAGACUUGGAGAAGGGAGAAGACGUGUGGGGACCAAAGGUAGAGCAGCUGCUUUCGGAUUGGGAGAGUAGCAAUGAAGACAUGAAUGGUGGGGCAGACAGAAGCGACGGGGGAAGAAAGAGACGAAGAAGAAAUAGUAGUAGUGAUGCAUAA
This is a messenger RNA of Letharia columbiana, 1266 nucleotides long. RefSeq lists its product as uncharacterized. The coding region runs from base 1 to 1266 and encodes 421 amino acids. The record is from RefSeq and is a predicted model, not a curated record. The transcript is spliced from 3 exons. Gene Ontology annotation, molecular function: RNA binding; pseudouridine synthase activity. Lineage: Eukaryota; Fungi; Ascomycota; Lecanoromycetes; Lecanorales; Parmeliaceae. Gene Ontology annotation, cellular component: mitochondrion. Gene Ontology annotation, biological process: tRNA modification; mRNA pseudouridine synthesis.